Tilletiaria anomala UBC 951 is the source of this 1494-nucleotide messenger RNA. Its product is annotated as Homocysteine S-methyltransferase. The transcript is spliced from 3 exons. Bases 62 to 1393 code for a protein of 443 amino acids. Gene Ontology annotation, biological process: S-methylmethionine cycle. The record is from RefSeq and is a predicted model, not a curated record. Lineage: Eukaryota; Fungi; Basidiomycota; Exobasidiomycetes; Georgefischeriales; Tilletiariaceae. Gene Ontology annotation, molecular function: S-adenosylmethionine-homocysteine S-methyltransferase activity.
UACGAAUCAAUUGUGACCCUAGCACCCUCACUGCCAAGGAAGAAAAGCUGGACCAUUCGCCAUGGCUGGGAAGAGCAAGGAAGGCGGUGCCGACAUCCUCGAAGGCCUCCUCAAUGCCGAGCGUAUCGGUGUGAUGGAUGGUGGAUUUGCCACGCAUCUCGAAGAUGCUUUGCACCUCAGUACGCCUUCACCGCUCUGGUCAGCAGCCUUGCUCGAUCCAACCUGCGAAGAAGCAGGCUGGAAGGGCCACGAUGCAGUUCGUGCAACGCACCGUGCCUUUCUCGACGUCGGAGCCAGACUCAUCGAGAGCGCCUCCUACCAAGCUUCGACACAAUCUUUCCUGAAAAGCAAGCCUCCAAGAACAUAUACGGCAGCCGGGGCAGAAGAGCUCAUGCGCCAGUCUGUCACGCUGGCCCAUGAAGCGAUCGCGUCUCACUCAUCAAAGCAAUCAGUGGAGACGGCGACUUCCAAGACGCCACUGCUUACUCUCAGUCUUGGCCCAUACGGGGCGAUGCUAGAGGGAGGACGAGAAUAUAGUGGUGAUUAUGAAGGGGCAAGUGCAGACGCCGUCAGCCUCAGCAAGAAACUGCACACCUUCCAAAUGAACCGCUUACAAGCGUAUGCAGAAGUGAAGGACACCUGGGAGAAAAUUGAUCUGAUCGCAUUCGAAACGCUUCCACGCCUUGACGAGGUAGGCGAGAUUGGGCGAGCACUUCACGACAUUGACGUUGAGCUCACAAGCAAAGGGCAACAACACAGGCCUCCGGCCUACUUCUCCUUCGUUUUUCCGGAGAACGCAAACGGAGAGGAGACAAAUAAGCCCAACAACGACAAUUUCCUUCCAUUGCCCCCUGACAUGAGUGCCGCCGCUAAACGCACAGGGGCGGACCCAUCGCAACACCGCACGGUGCCGGCUCUUGUCGAAUGCGUGAAGAGCCUCUGCGGUCAAGGCUGGCCCAUCCUUGGUCUCGGGAUCAACUGCACGAAGCCCCAUCUCAUUCAAGGCAUAGUGCGAGACCUCACCCAAGCGUUCGCGCAACAGAAAACGUCCAGCACGUUCGCCAGCAAGAGCGGCAAACCCGUGCUUUUCCUCUAUCCCGACGGCGGCUUGACAUGGGAUGGGAUUGCACGAUGUUGGCGCAGUGGGGCACCAAUGACAGCGGACAAGGCUACAGAAGUGAAUAAGCCACAUGCAUCUUCACUAUCGGAAGAGGAAACGUGGGCGCGCGAUCUCUUUGCACUAACUCAAGAGCCUGGGGUGCUCAAGAAUGUAUGUGAUUCUGGUGGCACAAGCGAGGCAGCAUUUGAUGCUGUGUGGCUUGGCGGUUGCUGCAAGGCCUCCACGGGGCAUAUUGCAUCGCUUUCCAGGCUGGUCUAUCCGUCUCAAGGGUAACACAUGGUAGAAUGGUAUUGGCGGCGGCUUGCCGCGAAAAGAAACGUCUUGUAAUAGAAUACAAAGGUCACUUCUUGGCCUUUGCUUUGAACUUCUUCAAA